Molecule: messenger RNA, 909 nt
Organism: Penicillium soppii
Lineage: Eukaryota; Fungi; Ascomycota; Eurotiomycetes; Eurotiales; Aspergillaceae
Product: spherulation-specific family 4 protein
Exons: 3
Coding region: 1-909 (302 amino acids)
Source: RefSeq, a predicted model, not a curated record
AUGUCCGAAACCCCCGAAAAACACGUGAGCAAGCGCGGAUGUCUUAAGUCGAAGCGCUCUCGUUUUCUCUUGGCAGCUGUUGUUCUCAUUGUGAUUAUUGCUGCCGUUGUUCCCUCCGUGGUCGUCACAACUCUCCGGAAGAAGAAUAACAGCAUGGGUCCAAAAGCGAAGGUUUUCGUUCCACUCUAUGUGUACCCUGCUCCUGAGGCGUGGUCUCCGCUUGAAAACGUGAUUUCUGCCCACCCUGAUGUGAACUUUACCGUCGUAAUCAAUCCAGGAAGCGGGCCAGGGCCUAACGCCCUUCCAGAUGCCAAUUACACUCGUGAAAUCCCGAAGCUCACUGCUUACGAAAACGUCCGUCUUUUGGGUUAUGUUCAUACUUCGUACGCAAAACGCAAUGUUUCUGCUGUUCGCAAGGAUAUUCAGACUUACGCUGACUGGCCGACCAAUUCUUCUAACCCCAACCUGGCUGUUCGCGGAAUCUUCUUUGAUGAAACCCCCCAGCAAUAUGAUGCUCAAACCUUCAGUUAUUUGGAAGGGCUGACGGACUUCGUCAAGGACCUCGAGGGUCUUGGUCCUGAUCAAUUUGUCGUCCACAAUCCCGGUGCUGUUCCCGAUUCCCGGUACCUGUCAACAGCUGAUUCGACGGUUGUCUUUGAAGCUGCUUACAACACUUUCCAAGAACGUCAGGGCGCCAAGCUAUUCACUGGCAUUUCGGACAGCAAUCGUACCCAACUGUGUGCCAUCGUGCACUCCGUGCCUGAUGACAUUGAGGGCAAGUCGCUUCGCGGCCUCGUGAAAGAGGUACGUAAGGUGGCCGAUGAGGUGUACAUCACUCAUCUUAGCACGAACUACUAUGCCUCCUUCGGGGACAAGUGGACCGAGUUCGUCGAUUUGAUGGCCGCUUGA